Molecule: messenger RNA, 3061 nt
Organism: Tinamus guttatus (white-throated tinamou)
Lineage: Eukaryota; Metazoa; Chordata; Aves; Tinamiformes; Tinamidae
Source: RefSeq, a predicted model, not a curated record
GUUGGUGGCUUGUAGGCAUUGCCCAUUUGAAAAGGCAUACACCUGUCUUCUGAAACAGCUUCGUAGCUAUGUAAUUUAGAACAUAAAGUGAGAGAGCGAGCCUGUUUGGUAGCAAAGUGGAAGAAGUCGGGAGCAGAGGGAGCAAGAUGAAUGCGUCUGGAGGAGGCUGUGGGAGCCCUAGUUCUGCAGAACCUGCUGGAGAUUUCUUCAAGGAACUGUGGUCCAAACUGAAAGAAUGUCACGAUAAAGAAGUGCAAGGCUUACAACUGAAAAUAUCCAAACUGAAAAAGGAAAGAUGCUUGGAUGCGGAGAGACUUGAAGAGUUUUACACCAAGAAUCAACAGCUCAGAGAGCAGCAAAAAGCACUUCAUGAUACUAUCAAAGUUUUAGAAGACAGGUUAAGAGCGGGAUUAUGUGAUCGCUGUGCUGUAACUGAAGAACAUAUGAGAAAGAAACAGCAAGAGUUUGAGAAUAUCCGGCAGCAGAAUCUUAAGCUUAUCACUGAGCUUAUGAAUGAAAAGAACAAUUUACAAGAUGAAAAUAAAAAGAUAUCUGAACAAUUCCAGCAACUGCAGAAGAAGUUAGAAGAGCAAAAGCAACAAGCAGCCGAAUUAGAAGAAGGUGUCAUUCCAGAUUCUCCAGUCCUGACUUCUUCAUUUUCUAUGGUUAAUCGUAUGAGAAGGAAAAAAGAGAACAGGCAUAUCCGAUACACAGAGCAUACUCACCCAGAUCUGGAACUUGCUGAAAGCAUCAGUGAGUUUGGAAAAAAUCCACUAUGUUCCACUCAAGCAAACAGUCACCACGGAGGGGAGAUACUAGUGGCAGACACUUGUGAUCCACAGCUCUCCCCUGUGCCAAAUAAACAGAGGGCUGGAGGCUAUCCAGGUCCAAGACCAUCUUUUAACUUGGCUGCAGUUGUGGCAGAAACAAUUGGACUCGCUGUUCAAGAGGAAUCUGAGUCCCAGAGUGUAUUGAGUCCUCCUGCCCAUAACACUGUUACGAGCCAGGAUCCUGAGAGCCUGCGGUCUGAAGAUUCCAGAAAACACCCAGCAUCUGAAUCAACAAACGAUGACAACAUUUUAGGUCUUUCAGAGCCAUCUCAGAACACUCCACCACACGUUGACUGGGAUUCUCAGGUAGCUUCUCCUGUUUUUGGAGCUUCUAGCAAUGUGAAGAACAACUCAAGCACAAGUCAUGCCCCUUGUAUUUUAGAUUCAGUAUUGAAGCCUAAUCCUAAAACCAACCCCUUCAACAAUCCUUCCAGUUCCAGAUCUCAUAAAAGUAGAUCAAAAUCUGAAGAUGUUGCUUUUGUUGCACCACUUAAUCUUGGAACUGAAAUAAACUCAGUUAUCAGCCAGGCUUCUAUCAAUAGGCAGAUGGUUGUGAAGAAGAACACUAACGAGGCUGGAAUUUGUGUUGGAAACACUUGUACAGAUAAAAAUGAGGCUAUCAAGAAUGAUAUUUUUCUCAUACACCAUAAGCAACUAGAAGGCAGGUGUGCUAAGAGAAAGAAAGCUGAAGAUGAGCAUGCCAUUAGUUGUGAAAAAACAUCCUUCAACAAAGAGAACUCUGUGCAUUUCCGAGCAGAUAUUGAGCUUGUUAAUGGAGAACAUACUGUUGACAAACCCCUGGAUCUGUCUGAUCGCUUCUCUGGAGGUCGUUGCCAAGAGAAAAAACAAGGAAGUGAGGAAGCCUGUAAAAGACUGAAGCAGGUGACUCUGCAUGACGUGUUUUCACAGCUAGGGAAGCCCGUUGCAGAGGGUUCACCAUCCAUUCAGAAUGGUGCCACUAGCGAGAGUUGCCUGUUCGGCAGGGAUUUACAAGAGGAACCUUAUGUACAAGAGGCAGUGCUGGGAAAAACAUUCCCAGACAACAGGAAACAGAUCCAAGUGAAAGAUGAUAUCCCUGCCUUCAAAAUUGUACCACUACUGAACACAGUAGAGACAGAAUCUCUUUUUGAUGACAUGAAGGUUGCCAGUGGCCAUGUACCAAAUAGAAAGAAAACAAGGACAGGGUAUGGAGAGUCUGAACCAGCAUCUGUACUUCAACCAAACCCUUGUAGACUACCAAAAAGUAAAGCACUGCAAAAUGAACAAGAUCUUAAAGAUAAAUCUUCAUUAGAAAACUUUCAGUGGAGCAUAGAUCCAGGAGCUGACCUUUCCCAGUACAAAAUGGACAUUACUGUGAUUGAUACAAAGGAUGGUUCUCACUCAAGGACUGCUGGGGAAGGUGUUGAUAUGGAUUAUACAUUUGUUAGUGAAAGCGUGCUAUUAAAAAGGAAAAACCAAGAGCAAAACCGGGAAAGUAGUCCAGGAGGAGAAAAAAAAAUGAAUGAUACCUUAGCAGAAAUGUUUGAUCGAACAAGUCACGAAGAAUAUGAAUCCUGCCUAGCAGAAGAUGAUCUGUCUGCAUGUGAUGAAAAAGAAACUCUUCAUGAUGAUGAUCAGGAUAAAGAAAUAGCAGCAGCAAACAAGAAUCUAAAAAAAUAUGAAGAUAAACAAGAUAAGACCAAACAGAAAGCUUUUGUGGAGCCCUACUUCAAAAGUGAUGAAAGUAUUAUGCAGACAUUCCAGCAGAAGAGAGAGAAAAGAAACUAGCUUCGUGUUCAAGGCACAGAUUUCGCUACAUUCCUCCAAGUACACCUGAAAAUUUCUGGGAGGUUGGAUUUCCUUCCACUCAAACUUGUGUGGAAAGAGGAUACAUUAAAGAGGAUCUUGCUCCCUGUCAGCGUCCAAAGAGACGUCAGCCCUAUGCUGUAAUGUUUUCCCCAAAAGGCAAAGAGCAGAAGACAUAAACGAUUGAGAAAUACAGCACGCCAGCUGGAGGGAUAUUUUUUCUGUCCUUAGAUAUUUAUAGUUAAUAUAAUAUAAACUUGAAAUUAAAAAUGUGUUUUCUACAACAAUAAAUCAUUUCAUUAAGAAUGUAAAUUUUAUAAAAUUCUUUUGAAAAUCUGAAGUAUGUACCAGGAAGCAAAACUAUUUAAUGUAUGUUUGUUUCAUAUUUUUAUUAAUACAUUUUGUAUUAAUUUUUGCACCUGUCAGCAAGUCUUUCAUUUUUUUUU